Quercus lobata is the source of this 2471-nucleotide messenger RNA. Its product is annotated as protein indeterminate-domain 7-like. NCBI's taxonomy places the organism in Eukaryota, Viridiplantae, Streptophyta, Magnoliopsida, Fagales, Fagaceae. The record is from RefSeq and is a predicted model, not a curated record. Gene Ontology annotation, molecular function: DNA-binding transcription factor activity. The coding region runs from base 666 to 2177 and encodes 503 amino acids. Gene Ontology annotation, cellular component: nucleus. The transcript is spliced from 3 exons.
UGGGAAGAGAACAAAGGAAAAGACAGAAAGUGCACGUCAGAACACAAGUCUGUUGGCUUGGGCUGUGGUCUUGGAUGGGUGGAGAGCUUCAAGGAAUCCCUUCUCAUCCACAUCUCUCUCUGUCUCUCUCACUCACAUACACACACAAAGAGUCUCUCUCUCUCUCUCUCUCUUUCUUUCUCUCUUUCUCUCUCUUUUUGAUAUUUGCAGGGUGUAUAGUAAUUGAUUUUAGCUUAUUUGUUUAUUGUUGAAUCUUCUUGGUUUUAGCAUCUAGCUAGCAACCCAGUUGUUGAAACACUCAGGAAAGACUAGUAGCUACAAGGUUUGGUUCUAAUCUACUUAUAUUAGUACUAUUUUCUUUGACUUGUGUCUUUCUUUCACUUCAAUUUCCUAGCGUUUUGAAAAGUUAAAGAGAAGCUAAGAAAAAUCAUCAAGAACAGUACAUAACAAGUGAAGGAAAAGAAGUGAUUUAGUGGGAUUAGUAAGAAGCUAAAAUCAGCUACAUGAUAUAACCAUUCCUCUCUUUGUAUUAUCACUUCCCAUAUAUAAGCCUUUCUGAAUUAGGGUUUGCACUGAGAUCUGAGGGACAUCCUUUCAUAGAUGUGAAAUCUCAUACUUUGUGUCAUUAUUCACACAAAGUUGUUUAAUUUAAUAUAAAAUAGAAGAUGAUGAAUGAUAUGCUGAUGGCUGAGAAUAUGUCCAAUUUGACUACUGCAUCUGGUGAAAUAAGUGCUUCUUCAAGUACAAGAAAUGAAACUACUGGCACCCUGUACUCUCAACAGUCCUCUGCUUCAACAAAUCUAGCACCACCACCAAAAAGGAAGAGAAAUCUUCCAGGAAAUCCAGACCCAGAAGCAGAAGUGAUAGCUUUGUCUCCCAAAAGUCUUAUGGCAACAAACAGAUUCUUAUGUGAGAUUUGUAACAAAGGGUUUCAAAGAGAUCAAAACCUUCAGCUUCACAGAAGAGGGCAUAAUUUACCAUGGAAAUUAAAGCAAAGGACAAGCAAAGAGGUGAGGAAGAAGGUGUAUAUAUGCCCAGAACCAACAUGUGUGCAUCAUGACCCUUCAAGGGCUCUUGGGGACCUCACAGGGAUCAAGAAGCACUUUUGCAGGAAGCACGGUGAAAAGAAGUGGAAGUGUGAAAAGUGCUCAAAGCGUUAUGCAGUUCAAUCAGAUUGGAAAGCUCACUCCAAGAUUUGUGGCACUAAAGAGUAUAGAUGUGAUUGCGGAACCCUUUUCUCUAGGAGGGACAGUUUCAUCACUCACAGAGCAUUCUGUGAUGCAUUAGCACAAGAGAGUGCCAGAGCAAUCACAGCAACAACAACAAAACCACUUCUGUCCUCACAAACCCCACUCCAUAGCCAUGGCAUUCAAGCAGCACUUCAACUCAAAAGAGAACAAGAAGUACUAAAUCUUUCAUCAGAAAUUCCACCUUGGUUAACUUGUCCUACACCAUCAGCAGCUGGACCAACAGGGCCCCCAUCUUUAAAUCUUUCAUCCUCACAUUUAUUCUCAACAAAUUUAGACCCACCUCUAGUACUCCACCAUGAAAACCCUACCUCAAACCCUAAACCUAAUGCAACUACACUUCCUCCAUUUCACCCCACAGCAGCUUCCCCACACACGUCUGCAACUGCAUUAUUGCAAAAAGCAGCUCAAAUGGGUGCAACAAUGAGCCACCCAUCACCAUCACAGUCCAUGCUUAGACCUGGUCACCUCCACCAGGCUCACAUGUCUGACACUCAUACUGUGUUCAGUCCCACAUCGAUAGCCUCAUCUAAAGCAGUUUCUGGUUUAGGUCUGUCUUCACGUGAAGAAAUAGGAAGUGGGUUUGUUCAUAGCUUGGGUUCUUUUGAGAAUAAAGCUGCUGCAAAUACUGUCCCCACUGGAUUCAUGCAGCAGCAACAAUCUCCUUCUCUUCUUCAUAACAUGAUGAGUUCUUCUUUGCCUUCUUCAAGUGGGUUUGAAGGUUCUUCCUUUCAAGAGGCUUUCAAUGGGACUGGCAACAAUAAUCAUAGAGGUGGCAAUGAGGGAAUGACAAGAGACUUUUUGGGUCUUAGAGCUUUCUCUCAUAAAGAUUUUAUCAACAUGGCCGCUGGGUUUGAACAAAUGAAUGGUAAUUCUUCUUCAAGAUCAUAUGCUCAGCACAAUCGGAACCAAGCACCUUGGCAAGGUUAGCUUCUGGCUGACCAUCAUUAAUUCCUUUUCUUUCUUCCUUGUGCUUCAGAGAACUUUGUAGCUACAUUUUCGAUUAGUGCCCACCUAAGGCCCUAAAGAAAAAAAGAGCAUAUACAGCCUAGCCAUUCUAAAGAGUUCUAGAGCAUAUGGAUACCUCUGAUUUUGCAGGUCAGGUUUGGUUGCUUUGAUCAUCAAUUGUUUAUUAUUGUAAUUCGUUAUAUGUUUUUUUUAUUAUAAAUAAACAAAUAUAUAUGCAGCUGCAAUGGGAGACUUAAUCAUUAAAUUAUUCCUUAA